GUCAUUCAACGGGUAAAAUCAGCCUCAGUCACGGUAGACGGCCAGCUUAUCUCAACAAUCGGCAAAGGCUUGCUUGUGCUAGCUGCGAUUGGCAAAGAUGAUACUCAGAAGGAGGUCGAAUCAAUGGCCAACAAGAUCUUAAAAGCAAAGCUGUGGGACAACGACGAAGGCGGCAGAUGGAAAUGGGGUGUCAAGGAUAUCGAGGGAGAGAUUCUCUGUGUAUCACAAUUUACUCUGCUUGCCUCUGUCAAGAAGGGCAACAAGCCAGACUUCCACAAGUCUGCCAGCGGAGAGAAAGCCAAAGAGCUCUAUGACCAGUUCUUCAAGAAAGUACAAGCCUUGUACCAAGCAGACAGAGUCAAAGAUGGCGUCUUUCAAGCCAUGAUGGAUGUGGCUUUAGUCAACGACGGACCGGUAGGUGUAGAUUAUACGUGCGAAGAUGGCGCGGUAAAUAUCUCAAUGUCUGCCAACGUGCUUGAUGCUGACAUGUUCUUCGUCGCAGGUCACUAUCCAGAUAGACACGGAUCCUCCCAAGAUGGACAACCCUACUAG
Aureobasidium namibiae CBS 147.97 is the source of this 552-nucleotide messenger RNA. RefSeq lists its product as uncharacterized. NCBI's taxonomy places the organism in Eukaryota, Fungi, Ascomycota, Dothideomycetes, Dothideales, Saccotheciaceae. Gene Ontology annotation, cellular component: cytoplasm. The transcript is spliced from 2 exons. Gene Ontology annotation, biological process: tRNA metabolic process. The annotation marks the transcript as partial. Gene Ontology annotation, molecular function: D-tyrosyl-tRNA(Tyr) deacylase activity. The record is from RefSeq and is a predicted model, not a curated record.